Molecule: messenger RNA, 5217 nt
Organism: Scomber scombrus (Atlantic mackerel)
Lineage: Eukaryota; Metazoa; Chordata; Actinopteri; Scombriformes; Scombridae
Gene: tulp4b
Product: TUB like protein 4b
Exons: 16
Coding region: 1-5217 (1738 amino acids)
Molecular function (GO): protein binding
Source: RefSeq, a predicted model, not a curated record
AUGUUGGCUGCCGUGGAACAUGGUCCCAUCCUCUGCAGUGACUCCAACAUCCUCUGCCUCUCAUGGAAAGGCCGGGUCCCCAAGAGCGAGAAGGACAAGCCGGUGUGCCGGAGACGCUACUAUGAGGAGGGCUGGCUCGCCACGGGGAAUGGGAGAGGAGUUGUUGGGGUGACGUUUACAUCUAGUCACUGCAGGAGGGAUAGAAGUACACCUCAGAGAAUCAAUUUUAAUCUGCGUGGACACAACAGCGAGGUUGUCUUGGUGCGUUGGAAUGAACCUUUUCAGAAGCUCGCCACAUGUGAUAUGGAAGGAGGUAUUUUUGUUUGGAUCCAGUAUGAAGGAAGAUGGUCUGUGGAGUUAGUCAAUGACCGAGGUGCCCAGGUGAGUGACUUUACUUGGUCACAUGAUGGCACUCAAGCCCUCAUCGCAUACAGGGACGGCUUUGUGUUGGUUGGCUCGGUCAGCGGACAAAGACACUGGUCCUCAGAGAUUAACCUGGAGAGUCAAAUCACCUGUGGCAUCUGGACACCUGAUGAUCAGCAGGUCUUAUUUGGUACAGCAGAUGGUCAAGUGAUCGUGAUGGAUUGUCAUGGCCGGAUGCUUGCCCAUGUUCUGCUACACGAGUCUGAUGGGAUUGUGAGUAUGUCCUGGAACUGCCCUGAUUUCCUGGUCGAGGAUAGCACAGAGAGUGACACAGACUCUGAUGACAAUAUUCUGCCUUUAGUGCGGAGAGUCAAGCCUUUGUUGACAGUCACCUUCUUAUCAGGAGACAUCAGUUUAAUGAACAACUAUGACGACCUCUCUCCUGCCGUAAUUCGCUCAGGGCUGAAAGAUGUUGAGGCUCAAUGGUGCUCCCAGGGAGACCUCCUGGCUGUGGCUGGCAUGGAGAGACAUGGGCUACCUGUCGACUCUGCCUGUGGGCCCAUCAUGAGGAACGCCCUCGUUAAGUUCUAUAAUGUCCAAGGAGAGCAUAUCUACACUUUGGAAACACCGGCACAGAGGCCCAUCACCACCAUCUGUUGGGGUCAUAGAGACUCUCGUUUGUUCCUUGCAUGUGGACCAGCGCUGUAUGUGGUGCGUGUAGAGCACAGGGUGGCCAGCCUCCAACUCUUAUGCCAGCAGGGUAUCGCCAGCGCCCUGCGAGAAGAGAAAGAUGUGGGGAAACUGAACAUGCCCUCGCUGCUCUGCUCUUAUGUGACCACUGCUUUCAUACCUACCAUCAAGCCCCCAAUUCCUGACCCCAACAACAUCCGUGACUUUGUCAGCUAUCCCACAGCUGGGAAUGAGAGGCUCCACUGCACCAUGAAGCGAGCGGAGGACAGCCCCGAGGCAGGCGGUCCCUGCUACACUCUCUACCUAGAAUAUUUAGGAGGACUGGUACCUAUUCUCAAAGGAAGACGUAUCAGUAAACUAAGGCCUGAGUUUGUCAUUAUGGAUCCAAAAACAGACAGCAAAGCAGAGGAGGUGUGUGUGAAUCCCAUGAUCUCGUACACUGACAGCUGUAACUGCUCCGACUCCAGUGACAUUGAGUUGAGCGACGAAUGGGUUGGGAAGAAGUCACCGAAGUUAUCCCGAGGAAACAGGUCACCUAAACUUCAAAGAAUGAACAUGGAUUCAAGAAAAUCUCCAAAACUUUCACGUGCCAAUCAGGAAGGCCAACGAUCACCACGGUUACCGACAAAGAAGCCUCCAAUUCGGUCCCCGAGUCUGACACGUCGAGAGUUUUCUAUGGAUGGAAUCACAGAGCACAAUUACCUCGCUCAAGUCACAUCCAACAUCUGGGGGACAAAGUUCAAAAUUGUUGGACUUGCUUCUUUCCUCCCUGCCAAUCUUGGUGCAGUCAUUUAUAAGACCAGUUUGCUUCAUUUGCAACCGAGGCAGAUGACAAUUUACCUUCCAGAAGUGCGAAAGAUUUCACAUGACUUCAUGAGCCUGCCGGUGUUCAAUCCCAAUGUAUUCAGUGAGGAUGAGGAUGACUUACCAGUGAUGGGGCCCUCUGGAGUGGCAGGAGACAAUCCUCCCUGUACAGUCAACAUUCCUAUUGCUCCCAUCCACAGCCCAGCUCAGGCCAUGUCCCCGACUCAGAGUAUUGGCCUGGUUCAGUCUUUAUUGGCCAAUCAGAAUAUUCAGCUUGAUGUCCUCACCAACCCUACAGCCACUGCAGCAGCAGCAGCUGCAGCAGCUGCAGCUUCUGUCCCUGUUUCUGAUCAUGGCCAGGAUGCUGUUGCUACACCAUACCCAGUUCCAGCUAGAUACUCAAAUCCUGGUCAGGUGAUCUUCAAUGGGCUAGAGAUGGGUCCUCUUCUGCCUGGUACUUUACCUCCCCCACCUCCACCUCACCACCAUCAUCAGUCACAGUCACAGCAGCAGCAACAACAAAUGCAGCAGCAACAUCAACAGCUUCAGCAACUGCAUCACCAACAGCAGCAACUCCAACAACAGCAGCAGCAACACCAACAGCAGCAGCAGCAGCAACAUCAACAACAGCAGCAACAUCAACAACACCACCAGCAGCAGCAGCAAAUCCGGCAACAGAUCCAGGAGAUGAGGCAUCAGCAGCAGCAGCUCCAGCAGCAGCAUCAGCAGAUCCAACAGCAACACCAACAGAUGCAGAGACAGCACCAACAAAUGCAGCAGCAACUGAAGAUGCAGAUGUCGCUGCCCCCUCCUCCUACUGGCUAUCCAACCAUUUCCUUACAACAGAUUCAUCUUCUGCCCCAAAUUCUCCCAGGAAAUCCUCCUCCCACCACUGAGCCUGGACUGGACAGGGGAGACCAUGGACACAUGCUGAAGCCAAGUCUGCCUCGGACUUUACCUCCCUCCUUCAGUGAUGCAGAUGGGUCUAUGGAGAUUCAGAUGAGGAAGGUGAAUCCUCCACCUCCAUACCCUGGCACUGUAGUGUCUGCAGCAGCAACCACAGCUACAGCGGCAGCUACGCCUCAAACACUUGUCACAAACUGUGACAGCCCUAGCAUCCUGGCACCAGACCCCUUUUUGAAGAAAGAUGAGUUCCUGCUUCACCCAGUGACCUUACAGUACCCAACACCUCUGGGGUAUGAAAGGAUCACAACCUUUGACAGCAGUGGCAACGUGGAGGAAGUUUGUCGGCCACGAAGGCGGCUCAUUCGCAACCAAAAUGCGUACACUGUCCAUGGCAUCGGGGGCUCAGCCACACUCAAAGUCACUUCAUCUGAUAGUAAAAAAAUUCAGCUUCCAUACAGCUCAGCAACACUGAGUCGUCUUUCUGUCCCUCGAUACUCUAUACCUAGUGGGGACCCUCCUCCUUACCCUGAUCCAGCUAAUCAGGUAACCACUACACUUCCUCCUCCACAGAGAAUUGAUAACAGUCUGAUUCAUGCCACUAUACGCCGUGACCGCAGAGAUAUGGGACUCAAAGUGCCACAGAUGAUGGAUAGCUCAAGAACCCUUCCCACUAAGGCUAAGAUGAACAGUGCAUUAGCACUAUCGUACCAGCAGAGGGUGCCCACUGCAUUGUACACAUGCACACAGUGCAGCAGUAACAGCAGCAGCACCAGCGUCAGUGUCAGUGGUGGUGGAACGACGAGUAGUGGCAUUGCAGGUGGCACGGUGGUGAGGCAAGAGUUCCCCCCAGGGAAAGGAGCACAUCACAGUACUAUUAUUGUGCACUCCAAAAGUGCCUCACCCCUGGCCUCCCAGUCAUCUUACAGUCUGCUGAGUGCUGUUGAUAACAGCCGAGACAGAACAGUGUAUGUUAACUCUGCUUUUACUGAAGAUGAGACUUUGAAUCAGCAGUGUCACCUCGAAAAAUCAGUACGCCAGCUGACUCUCGGUGAUGUCAGUUUGACAGUUAAACGCCCUCCGCCUUACCAAUGGGACCCCUCCACCACAGAGGAGUUCUGGCUCACACCAGAGCAAACCAUAUUAGCUCCCCCACCAGGACCUCAUAAACCACCUCCUCUCAUAAUUAGUCAAGCCCAGCACUUGGACAUGACUCGGCUACCUUUUGUCCUCACCACUAAACCUCCAUCCAGCCCAAGCACAAGCACUCUUACUUUCCCAUCAGGUUACCAGAUAUCUCUCUCGCCUUUUCCUCCAGGUGUGGGUCACAGUGGACCCCAACUUCAGACGUUACAGAACCCUCCACCACAGUGCUCUCCAAACGAAGUGGUUGGUCCAGUCCCUUUUGCUCAGCAGGACCCCAAUUUGGUUCUGCCACCAGGUUACCCCCCAAAUCUUGCUAACCUGGCUUGCUGCCCUCUCCCUCCGAUGUAUCCAGGAGCCAGUUCAUGUGCAGGACUUCAGCUGCACCCUGUAAACCUGCACCCCUGGAACCCUUACCCCUGCCCACCUCCCAUGCAAGACCCUCCAGCACCUCCCCUUCCUACUAAGACUCAUCAAAUUUUAGAGAAGCCAAUUCUCUCCCCACCCCCUCCAACUGGACCACCUCCGCCACCGCCUCUGCCUCCUCCUCCUCCACCUACCGAGCUACCACCUUCCAAAAGUGCCACAGAGGAUCUUGCAGAGUCUGCCAACAACUUUGCAGAGCCAUCAUCCUUAAAUGAAAGCCCUGUGCCACAGGAGUCAGAUCGCUUCAACAAGAAGAGCCGCAAAAGACUGGACAGCAGAGCUGAGGAGGCCAACUUGCCCACUGUCGCUGAGGGCAAAUCCAGAAAGGAAGGCCGUGCACUCUCUGACUUCAACACGCUCAUUUCCAGCCCAAGGCUUGGCAGCAGAGAGAAGAAGAAGCCCAAGGGGCCGAGAGAGCAGCUCAACAAAACCAAGAAGAUGAGCCGUACAACAAAUGAGUUCCAGGAUAGUUCAGAGAGUGAGCCGGAGCUGUUCAUUAGCGGCGAUGAACUCAUGAACCAGAACCAGAGCAGCAAGAAGAGCUGGAAGAACAAACGCAGCCUGCGUAUGGCAAGUGAGCUGGAAGAAAUAAAGUGCCGCAAGGCAAAUGAAAGAGAGGACCGUAGUUUAGGCAGCCAAGGGUUUGUCUAUGUUAUGGCCAAUAAACAGCCAUUAUGGAAUGAAGCCACCCAGGUCUACCAGCUUGACUUUGGAGGAAGAGUCACCCAGGAGUCAGCGAAGAAUUUUCAGAUUGAGCUGGAUGGUAGACAGGUGAUGCAGUUUGGGCGAAUUGAUGGGAAUGCCUAUAUUUUGGAUUUCCAGUAUCCUUUUUCAGCAGUGCAGGCAUUCGCUGUUUCCUUGGCCAAUGUGACUCAAAGGCUUAAGUGA